AUGAGCACAGCGUUACCCUACAUGUCCGUUCCCCGCCCCAACCCCUCCUCCCCACCUCUUCCACCCGCCUUUCCCCUCUUUCCUCCUCUCUACCACACGUUUCCUGCCUCGUCCUCCUUCCUUGUUCAUUCCACUAAGCCUCUUAACCCGCUGAACCCCCCCCCCAAGGAUCAAUCGACACAAGCUACCUGGCAGAGAGGCUCCAAUGACACCACGGACCCCGCGGAGGUGUAUGACGUGGACGGGUUCAGUUCUACCGACACCGCUGACCCUGCGGAGGCGUAUGACGUGGACGACUUCAGUGUGCCGCCCCAGUCUCAGUUUUGUGACUUGCGGCCCUUCUUGCUUCCCCGGCUGCUCCCCCCAGGUUCCAUCGACAUCACUGACCCCACAGAGGUGUAUGACAUGCCUUUUGAACCGACUCAAAUCGCAAGUCGCCUUGCUGAAUCGCCCCCCCUCCCUCAACCCCCAGGUUCCAUCGACACCACUGACCCCGCGGAGGUGUAUGACGUGGACGGAUUCAGUGUGCCGCCCAGCACGAUCGCGGCGCUGCAGGCGGGCGGCAAGAAGGUGGUGUGCUACUUCAGCUUCGGCACCUUCGAGAGCUACCGCCCUGAUUCUGACAGCUUCCCGAAGCGCGUCAAGAAGGGCCGAGUGUGCCUGGUGAGUGUGCCUGGUGAGUGUGCCAGGUGGGUGUGCCUGGACCGGUGGUGUCGCAAGUGGUGGCCGGGGGAGCGGUGGCUGAACGUGAAGGAUCCAGUGGUCAAGCAAAUCAUGGAGAAACGCGUGCAGCUAGCAGCGAGCAAGGGGUGUGACGGCAUAGAGCCGGACAACAUCGACGCCUACAGCAACCGCCUGAACGUGUGGCUGCCGCCCUUCUCCCGGAGUGUGCGCAUCAGCAAGAAGGACCAGAUCCGGUACAACGCGUGGAUCGCAGACACCGUGCACAGGCACGGCAUGAGCGUGGGUCUGAAAAACGCCCUCACCAUCGCAGGGGCGUUAGUCUCCAAGUUUGACUGGGCGCUGGUGGAGGAGUGCAAUGCGUUCAGUGACUGGAGCGGUGGGGAGUGGUACAAGGGCAAGUACGAGUGCGACUAUGCCAAUGUGUUUGUCAAGGCGAAUAAGGCGGUGUUUGUGGCGGAGUACACAUCAGCGUGGGGCACGACUGCAGGGCGGGAGAACGGCAUUCAGUUCCCUCAGCGCAUGUGUGCAGACAACAACGCACACGGAUUCUCUACACGUCUGCACGACCUUGACCUGGGCCCGACCAAGUUCCCCUGGGCGGACUGCCUGCAGCACCAGCCAGCGGGGUGCGCUGCUGCUGCCUGGCAACUUUGCGUGCAGCCUGCGGUGUACACCGGGUUUAAUCAGCGUGGGAAGGGUAUGAAUGGUGCGGAUCAAAUAGGACAAUGCCUCGCCUCGUUCUCUCUCCCUUGGUCUCUCUCCUCGUCGCACCCGGUUCCCCCUCUUCCCCGCAUGGUAGCGACUGCUGCAAUGAGCGCGAGAGCCGCCAUUACCGCACGCGCUGUCAAUGCCGCCGCGCCACGCGCAAUGUCCGCCUCGCCCGCGCUCAGCGGCAUGAGUUCGCGAUCCGCUGUGACCGCAUCCGCGUGCUGCCGGCCGCGCAGCUGCCUCCCUGCCGCCCCUGCGCGCCGAUCUCUGUCGCCCCGCGAUGCUGUCAUCGUAGCCGUCCAUCCGCACGAGAACGGACGGUCGAUGCCGCUGGGAACAGGCCGAAGCGGCAAGGCAGCGCAAUUCCCGGCGCGGAUCGCGGGGAUUACGGAGCCACAAAGCCUAAGCACAGCUGCUUCGAGUUACUCUCAAGCAGGAGCGUCGAGCGGUGGAGAACGGUGCAGGACGGUACGGGUGCGGGCAGAGAACACAGAGACGGGAGGGGGAAGUGGUGGGGGAACGGGCGGCGGGGAAGGCGGAAAUGGAGGGGGAGGGGGAGGGGGAGGGGGAGGGGGUGGCAAUGGAGACAAUAAAGACUCGGUUUGGGGAAUGUACCUGCAUCUGCUGGACCGCCACCCGCUCGCGGUGAAGGCGGGCACGUCCAUGCUGCUCAACCUGCUGGGGGACCUCUUCUGCCAGGUGGUGGUGGAGGGAGGGCACGGGGUGGAUGCGAGGAGGGCAGCCACCAUCUCCCUGCUGGGGCUGCUGCUAGUGGGCCCCACGCUGCACGUCUGGUACUCACUGCUGUUCCGCAUGGUCACCGUGCAGGGCACUCCCGGCACCCUUAUCCGCCUCGCUCUAGACCAGCUCCUCUUCUCGCCGCUCUUCAUCGCCACCUUCUUCUCCAGCCUCCUCACCCUCGAGGGCCGCCCUGCUGCCAUCCCUGACGUGCUCAAGCAGGAGUGGGCCAAGGCGGUGGUGGCCAACUGGAAGGUGUGGAUUCCCUUUCAGUUCCUCAACUUCCGCUUUGUGCCGCUGCACCUUCAGGUCGCAGCAUCCAAUGUAAUCGCACUGCUGUGGAAUGUAUACCUCUCCUUUGCAAGCCAUCGUGGUGUGAAGGAGAUGUAA
Molecule: messenger RNA, 2520 nt
Organism: Closterium sp. NIES-65
Lineage: Eukaryota; Viridiplantae; Streptophyta; Zygnematophyceae; Desmidiales; Closteriaceae
Source: the annotation of a GenBank genome assembly